Molecule: messenger RNA, 1731 nt
Organism: Paramisgurnus dabryanus
Lineage: Eukaryota; Metazoa; Chordata; Actinopteri; Cypriniformes; Cobitidae
Gene: tmem179ba
Product: transmembrane protein 179Ba
Source: RefSeq, a predicted model, not a curated record
ACACGCUCAGGUCACAUGUGUGUGUAGCACGCGCUGCAGUAAGGACCUGCCGUUAGUUGUUAUGGCGCUGCCGUGGCUUCUGCUGCUCGAGCUGCUGCUGUACGGCGGCUGUUUUAUCUGUGGGAUCGUCACAGCAGCUUCUGUUACUCUGACUCAGGGCAGUUUUGAUGGGAAGUGUAUGCUGUAUGGUUCAGUACAUCUGAACUUCUCUUCCAUUGAAGUGGUUUCAUCCAGUUCACCAUCUCUCUGCUACUUUGUAUCAUCCAUCUCUGUGUGUGUAGCUGUUUUUUGCUUUUCCCUCGUCCUCUACUGGAUCUACACCAGCUGGGUUGAUCGCGAGGUGAUGAUAAGAGAGAAAUUAUGGCUGAAAAUUACUCUGGGCAUGUGUGGAGUUUUUCUGUUCUUUCUCCUGGUGACGGGAUGCAUCCUAAGAAUUGGCAGAGACAGACUGUGUGACUCAGUGAACCAAGUAGUGACUGCUAUAACAAGGUGUGAAGAAGCACAAAAUAAGCCUUGGGUGAACCCUAUAGAUGGGACCCAGUUUUAUUCCAGACUACACAGUGCAGAGACAGCAGUGUGGGUGAAUUUUUUCUUUUGGAUGAUCAUAGCUGUUCUGGUUUUGAUCCAGCAAAAAACGGGCUCAGAAAACAGGUCAGCGGAAACUGACCCAUCAGCGACCCCUUCUGAAACUGAACCCUUCUUCAAUCGUCCGGGACGUCCUCAGUGAAUAGAGACACGGUUAAUCUAUGUCACUACACACUAAAGCUUUAUGUCUUCCACACAAACACAUACACGCAUACACUCGUUUCAAGUCGCACUGCUGGCUAGCAGUUGGUUAGUUGAGCAGAGAGAGUUUUGGCAGUGCCGGUAUACUGUCUUGAUUUUGUUCACUAGCAUUGCCAAGGGUUAGUUUCCAUGGUUACUGAUCUGCGGCUGGCAGCACAGACCUGGCAGGUGAGAGUGUGCGGUUGCCAGAUUGGUGGAGUGAACCUGAACUGAUUAAGACACAGCUUUUUGUAAAGACAACAAUAAUGAUAAGUGUUGUCAGUGCUGUCAAGAGUGGCAAAGUGAUCAGAAACACAUGACACAGAGACACAUAAAAAUCUUUAGGAAAAUGCAUGCAUUUGUCAUUAUUUUUUAUCUUCCCACAUGAUUCUGUUGUUUUACAUUUUGGGUCAAAUUUCAUGAGUAAAUAUUUUAAUUUUAAAGCAUGUCUGGAGUUGAUCUGAACCAACCUUUUGUACUGUAACUUUUCACUUGUUUUAACCAGCCAACUCUAUGACAUUUUGAAACAUUUCUGCCCUCUGCUGUCUGUUCAUAUGUAUUACUCUAUUAAUCCAAUCACAUAGUGUGUGUGUAAGUGGAAGUGCAGGAAUCUGCCAUAAUUCCGUAAUUUGGCCUGUGAUGACAUCCGUUUUCUGGAGGCGCGUUGCCAAAUCUGAAGUGCUGUCAACAGGACUAAAGUCCUGGAAAACACAAUGUCCUUCUGCCUAUAUUAACAGCAAAGUAUCCAUGUUUAUUUCAGUCAUUUAAUGCUUUAUACUUCUUGUCUAAUAACCGCCCUGUUCCUUAUUGCACUUGUCAUUUAUUUACCACAUUUGACUGCCAAUUUUUAGAUCAUGCACUGAUACCUUUAUGGAAACUAAAAAUUUUGUAUAGCCACAUUGUUUUGUUUAAAUUUGUGGCUGUGUGAACCUUUUAAAAUACAUGCAAUAAAUUUGUCAACCUAUA